CUCAUGUCCUCAAGUUACACAUGAUACCUUCGUCUUCUAUUCAUUCUUCUUUCCCAUAUAUUUAGGUCCAUCAAGCCAUCUCUGUAUUUUUUUCUGGGUUGAUAAAUUCCUGUACCAUAUUAGAUAACUGCCAGUAAGAGUUUUGCCAUCUUUGCACAAGCACAAAGCCACAAACAAGGGAUAUAAAUAGUAGACCGUGCAUAGUUGAUAAGUCCUUGCACUGUAUUAGAGAGACAGAUUCGUGAGUUUGUCUUCACCUAGGCAACUUGGACCCUAAAACCAUACACUACAUCCAUAUAGGUAAUACAAGAGCAGUGCAACCUGUAUCAGGCUUCACCCUUGUUAGGCAUGGAUGAGAGAAGUGAUAUGGACAAGUCAGAGGAGGUACUUCUGCCUGGUUUCCGGUUUCAUCCGACAGAUGAAGAGCUGGUAGGUUUUUAUCUCAAGCGAAAGAUUCAGCAGAAACCCCUUUCAAUUGAGCUCAUCAGGCAGCUGGACAUCUACAAAUAUGACCCAUGGGAUCUUCCAAAACUUGCAAGUUCUGGGGAAAAAGAAUGGUAUUUCUACUGCCCAAGGGACCGGAAGUACCGUAAUAGUGCUAGACCAAACAGAGUCACAGGAGCUGGAUUCUGGAAAGCAACAGGAACAGAUAGGCCCAUUUACUCCUCCGAGGGAACCAAGUGCAUAGGCCUGAAGAAGUCUCUUGUCUUUUAUAAAGGGAGAGCAGCAAAAGGGAUCAAGACUGACUGGAUGAUGCAUGAGUUCAGGCUUCCUUCACUAACUGAUCCAUCACUUCCUAAAGUACCAAUAGACAAAAACAUUCCAGCCAAUGAUGCCUGGGCUAUUUGUAGGAUAUUUAAAAAGCCUAGUUCAAUGGCACAAAGAGCGCUAUCCCACUCCUGGGGUCCUCAGUCAACUGCAACAAUAGAGCCAGAUCUCUUAUCUGCCCUGCAAUCCAUACAAGCUUCACAUUUUGCUUUCGAAAGCUCCCCUUGCUCAGCAGAAGUUGCAAUACCUGUGAGUCGGCUCAAUAGCCAGCAUUACUUUCAUGAGCAGCAGCAGCAGAAACCCAACAGUUCACAAAAUGGCUCUUCAUGUAAAGUCAUAAAUUUCAGCCGUGGUCCGUCUUUAACUCAUAUAUCAGACAAAGACAUCCAUAGUGGUCCAAUCAUCUUUCCAUUUGAAACACAGACCCUCCAGAGGUCAUCAGAUGCCGUGCUUUUCAGCAUAGCCCCUGGAAUAAUCAAUAGCAUGAAUGAAGCCUCGCCAGAGAUAGAGUUUGAACACCCUGAACAGUGCAACGGGUACGCAGUUGAUUGGGUUAUAGACACAAAUGAAGGUAUUGGAAAUAGGGACGAAGAUCCAUAUACAAGAAAACCUGACAAUGGACACAAUACAGGCAAUGAGUAUGGAGUUCCACCCAAAAUAAAAUUCCCCUUUGAUUUGGGGUUACAUUCUUCAGAUGAUUGGAUAUCCAAUGUGCCAUGUGAAUCUCUCAAUUGUCCCCCUGCCUCUCCGAGAGAUGUCCAAUAG
Messenger RNA from Triticum urartu, 1533 nucleotides. Its product is annotated as transcription factor JUNGBRUNNEN 1. NCBI's taxonomy places the organism in Eukaryota, Viridiplantae, Streptophyta, Magnoliopsida, Poales, Poaceae. Gene Ontology annotation, molecular function: DNA binding. Gene Ontology annotation, biological process: regulation of DNA-templated transcription. The record is from RefSeq and is a predicted model, not a curated record.